AUGAACUUUGAAGAUAUCUUGCAGGAGGCUGGGAGCUUUGGCAAAUUUCAGAUCUUCACAUUGCUUCUGCUCUGUCUUCCGAGAUUCAUCCUCCCCCUCCAUUUCUUACUGCACAAUUUUCUCGCUGCUAUCCCACCCCAUCGCUGUGCUAUUCCACAUCAGGAUCAAUUUGCCAACCUCACUGAGGAAGAGGUUCUACUCAUCAACGUUCCAAGAGAUUUUGAAGGAGCCUUCAGUUCCUGUGAGAUGUUCUCUGAGCCUCAGUUUCACCUAUUGCUGAACUCCACUGAAGUGCCAUCCAAUACCUCAUCUGUCCGGAGCUGCCAGCAUGGAUGGGUAUAUGAUCAGUCACAGUUCACUUCCACUAUAGCUACCCAGUGGGAUCUGGUUUGUGAGCAAAGAAGCCUGAACCAAGCAACUGCCACCUUUUUCUUCAUUGGUGUCACCCUUGGGGCUGUGAUAUUUGGCUACCUGUCGGACAGGUUUGGCCGGAAGACUAUGCUCCUGGUAUCAUUUGUGUGCACUCUGGUAUUUGGGCUGGUAAGUUCUGCCUCAGUUACGUACAGCAUGCUGGCCGUCACACGAACCCUUACUGGGAUAGCUAUCUGUGGGCUCUCUCUCAUCGUUGCACCUCUGGGCAUGGAAUGGGUAGACAUACAGCAUCGUUCUUGGUCUGGGAUCAUGACCAGUCUCUUCUGGAGUUUCGGAAACAUGUUUCUUGCUCUGAUUGCUUACCUGGUGCGGGACUGGCGCUGGCUGCUCCUCGCGGUCACUCUGCCUUGUGUACUGGGCAUUAUCUCCAUGUGGUGGCUUUCAGAAUCUGCCCGGUGGUUGCUGGCCAAAGGCAAGCUAAAGCAAGCUCACAAAAAUCUGCAGCAGUGUGCCAAGAUGAAUGGACAAAAAGACUUUGGUGCCAAAAUAAAUCUGGAGAUCCUGAGCAAAACAGCAGCUGCAGCAGCAGCAGUGGAGAGGUCAGGUGGAGACUCCUCCUACAUUAGCCUGUUCCGAACACUGAUGCUGAGAAGGAUCUCCGUGUGCUUGGGGGUCUUGUGGUUUGGGGUGGCCUUUUCCUACUACGGCAUGAGCAUGAACAUCACAGGCUUUGGCUUGGGAAUGUACAUGACCCAGUUUGUCUUUGGGGUCAUUGAGAUUCCCACUAAGCUCACUGUGCUUGUCCUGGUGAACCGAGUGGGCCGAAAGCAGUGCCAAGCUUGGGCACUUAUACUAACUGGGCUGUGCAUAGGAGCCAACACGGUCAUCCCGACAUCACUGGGGAUUUUACGCUCUGUGGUAGCCAUCACAGGCAAAGGGUUCUCUGAAGCAGCUUUCACUAUGGUCUUCCUGUACACACCAGAACUGUAUCCCACUCUUCUCAGGCAGAAGGGGCUGGGAUAUUGUUCCUUCUUAGCACGUCUGGGAGCGUCUGUGGCUCCUCUCAUCUUCCUGCUGGACACCGUGUGGAAGCUUCUGCCCCAAGUGACAUACUGUGUCAUGGCGGUGCUGUGUGGCUCAGCAGCCUUCCUCCUUCCUGAGACCUUAAACGUCCGACUGCCAGAGACCAUAGAAGACACUGAAGAGAAAUGCUCGAAAGGGAAGAAACAGCUGCCUGGAGAUGUAUUCGAAGUCAUGCCUCUGCAUUCAUUACAGAAAUGA
Messenger RNA from Euleptes europaea (tarantolino), 1653 nucleotides. Its product is annotated as solute carrier family 22 member 7-like. Gene Ontology annotation, molecular function: transmembrane transporter activity. Gene Ontology annotation, biological process: transmembrane transport. Gene Ontology annotation, cellular component: membrane. The record is from RefSeq and is a predicted model, not a curated record. The transcript has 10 exons. Lineage: Eukaryota; Metazoa; Chordata; Lepidosauria; Squamata; Sphaerodactylidae. The coding region runs from base 1 to 1653 and encodes 550 amino acids.